Molecule: messenger RNA, 1200 nt
Organism: Coregonus sp. 'balchen'
Lineage: Eukaryota; Metazoa; Chordata; Actinopteri; Salmoniformes; Salmonidae
Source: the annotation of a GenBank genome assembly
GACCUGAUGCUGCGUCAUGGGUGGUGUAUGGGAGCCAUAGAGCCUCAGCUGGAUCUGGAGACCAAGGUGGUGAACACAAAGCAGUAUGCCCAGAGCCUCACCUGGCUCCAAGCCCUCACUUGGCUGCUGGAACGCAUGCAGGUACAGUACAACUCUCCUCACGGAAAAUACAACUCCUCCAACACCUUGGUUAGGGUAGUGAUCGCAUUAGGUGCGAAUAGACAUGAAGAAGAAAAAAUGUCUUAAUUUACAAACUGGUGUAAGUUUUUUCUUCCAUCCAUUAUAAUGCACAUGUAGUAUCUUAAGAGUCUAGAAAUGCUGAUGUGGCAAAAUGGUGGAAUAGAUGAACUUGCUCUACUUUGUUGAAAACAUCUGGAAAGCAUUACUAAUGUUCAUGGAAAGAUGAUAUGGGGAGUAAGGUAGAAAAGACCAGGGAUUGGUUUUUAGGAUCACACCAUAUUACGUCAUAAAUGAUAUAAAACCAUGUCUUGAACAAUAGAAUAGGGAGAAUAGCAAAUUACUGAUUGGCUGUGCUGUCUCACAGAUAUCUGCAGAAUCUGUCAAAUUCCGAUGCUGGAACCUUUGUUAUAAUAAACCUUUAUAAACAGAGUACAGUGUCGGCGGAUCUUCUUAUCACUACGGCAUUACCAGCAAAAGCUCGGUCUUGUUUACCACACACACAAACAAAAUCUCUCAAUCUCCCUACAAUUGAUUAAUUGAUUAUUUGAUAUGUGUUUCUGUAGUGUGAUUGUUAUGGUUUAUAGCUGUCUCGUCUUAUGUCCUUCUGUAGAUGCAUCGAGAUUCACAGUCUAGGGAGGUUCUGCAGAAUUGGCUGAAGGAGAGAGAGGAGCUCAGGUGGGUCCCAUUGGGAUAGUGGUAUUAAUGAAGUGUUAUUCUAAAGGUUUCAGAAUGGUAUGAUUCUGAGCUCUUUCUUUGUCCAUAUCUUAUCUUCUAAUUCCCUGCUGUGCUCUUUCUGCAUUAGUCUUUCAUCUCCCUUUCUUAUCCAUGUCUCCUUUUUUCAGACUAAGAACAAAGAACCUGUUCAACCCCCAGUUCGGCAGCAUCUUCCGCACUUGUCACAACCCUACCUACUUCUGCCGCCGCCUGUGUCGCUUCUCAGACGUCUACAUGGCCUCCAUCAGCUGUCUGCUAAACUAUGACCUCUCCUACACCUUCUACCCCCUAUGCACCCCUCUGUAG